AUGAAUGUAAACAUUGCUACAGUAGAAAGUCAAAAUAUUGAUGUUAGUGACUGGAUAUCAAGUUGGUUUCACCAAUCUUCUGAUUGUCAUAAGCAUGAGUGGAAUAACUGGGUCAUUACAUUGAUGACAACUGCUUGGUUUAUCUGGAAGAAUAGAUGUUCUAAGGUUUUUGAGAACAAAAAUCAAAAUAUAUUCUUCACAAUAAGCUCUAUUAAUUUUAUGAUAAACCACUGUAUAACUGCUGCUCCGGUGAGAAUUCAAAAGCAAGUACAGCUAUGGUCUCCACCUCCUAUGGGAGUCUUAAAAAUCAAUGUUGAUGCUGCUUUCGUUUAUGAUACUUCUGAAUUUGAUAUUGGACUAAUCAUACGCGAUUCAACAGGAAUUUGCAGGGGCAUCAGAGGGAAAUACUUCAAUGGAGGAAUAGAUCCAGAAAAUGUUGAAUGUCUACACAUCAAAGAAGCUUUAAUGUGGGCUAGAGACUGUCAAUUUCAUCAAGUUAUUUUGGAAGGGAUUAGUUUGAAUGUUAUUAACUCAAUCAAUCAGAAGAAUUCGUCAGUCCAAUGGAACAAUCUGGGCAUUAUAGAAGACAUACGACAGAUAGUGUCCACUAUUUCUUGCUUUUCUGGUAUUACUCUAAGUCAUGUUAAGAGAACAGCUAAUAAUGUUGCACAUGUAAUAGCUAAAACCUCUAUAGCUGAUAGAUCUACUUUUGAAUACUCUUGUAACAUCCCAGAUAAAUUCAAGAAGAUUAUUGGGGAUGAUCAAAAAUCUAUCAGCUUAAGUUAUGUAAAUUAA
Papaver somniferum (opium poppy) is the source of this 795-nucleotide messenger RNA. RefSeq lists its product as uncharacterized. Bases 1 to 795 code for a protein of 264 amino acids. Lineage: Eukaryota; Viridiplantae; Streptophyta; Magnoliopsida; Ranunculales; Papaveraceae. The transcript has a single exon. Gene Ontology annotation, molecular function: RNA-DNA hybrid ribonuclease activity; nucleic acid binding. The record is from RefSeq and is a predicted model, not a curated record.